Molecule: messenger RNA, 961 nt
Organism: Hyposmocoma kahamanoa
Lineage: Eukaryota; Metazoa; Arthropoda; Insecta; Lepidoptera; Cosmopterigidae
Gene: Cnep1r2
Product: nuclear envelope phosphatase-regulatory subunit 1 homolog
Exons: 4
Coding region: 111-488 (125 amino acids)
Cellular component (GO): cytoplasm; Nem1-Spo7 phosphatase complex
Source: RefSeq, a predicted model, not a curated record
AUCGAAAUUGAAUUGGUUGGAUAAUAGUGUGUUUAAUUCUCUGAUUUUCUUCUAACAUGUUGUAUUUAUUCGAAAAAUUUUGUGCUUGCAGUUAGUUAAUUCAUUGCAUAAUGUCUUUAGAACAAACAGCAUGUGAUGAUUUGAAAGCGUUUGAGCGUCGUCUGACUGAGGUAAUCGGAUGUCUGCAGCCUGCCACAUUGAGAUGGAGAAUUGUUCUAGCAGUGGUGUCUGUAUGUACGGCGAUGGCUGCCUGGCACUGGCUCACCGACCCGCUCACACCUGUGGUCUCACUCAGCCAAUCACUGUGGAACCAUCCUAUCUUUGCAUUCACUUCCACUUUCUUGGUGCUGCUAUUCAUGAUGGGUGUGCACCGCAAGGUGAUCGCGCCGAGUAUCAUCACGGCGCGCACGCGCUCCGUACUCAACGACUUCAACAUGUCCUGUGACGAUACUGGCAAGCUUAUUCUCAAGCCGCGUCCGGCCAAUUAGAUCACACUUGUAUGUAAUUAAUAAUUAAUUUGUAAAUAUUACUUAAGAAUAAACUUUUCGUUUCACUUUUUGUUGGAAUUUAAAGCCCCUUAUGGUAUGGUGUGGUGUAACAGACUGGUGUCCCUAACUCCACGUCUCCGCCCCCAUUUUAUGUCCGACGGGUGCAGGGUCCCAUUUGUGCCACUCGAGUUCGUCUUAAUUUACGUUGCCGCGGAACGGAAUGGAACGGAAGCGUCAAUUUCGCCUCGCUGCGCUAGAAGGCGCACGUGGAAUGCUCGAGCAUUCGCAAGCAUUCUCACGACUGCGCCUUGAGGUUGUAGUAUUUCGUCGACGUUUGACGUCACACUACACUUCGCGUGGAUUCGCCAGGAAUCGCCUAGGCAGUCGGAGUCAGCUCCAAGGGACUCCGUUUUGUGGAGAAUAGACACGCCUGCGUUUUGGUAACGUUAAAUUUGGCAUCGCCCCAAUCGGAG